This is a messenger RNA of Lycium ferocissimum, 1037 nucleotides long. Its product is annotated as probable UDP-3-O-acyl-N-acetylglucosamine deacetylase 1, mitochondrial. NCBI's taxonomy places the organism in Eukaryota, Viridiplantae, Streptophyta, Magnoliopsida, Solanales, Solanaceae. The record is from RefSeq and is a predicted model, not a curated record. Gene Ontology annotation, biological process: lipid A biosynthetic process. The transcript has 6 exons. The coding region runs from base 1 to 738 and encodes 245 amino acids.
AUGCAAGUGGAAUCUCCAGAUUUGUUUAACUUGGCUGGCAAAAUUGAGGCUUCCAUAAAAAGACAAGGCAGGGAACUAUACUUUAGAAGAAAUUAUGAAGGGCAGUAUCAAAAAAAAUAUUCGAUAGCAGAAUUACUAAUUGUUGAACUAAACAAACUGAUACAGGUUCCUAUUCUGGAUGGAUCAGCAAGAGAAUGGGUGGAAGCAGUUGAAGAAGCUGGGCUGAAGGUAGCAUUAGAUCGUAAUGGUAAAAGCUGUGAGAAAUUAGCUCCUGUUCUUAGAGAACCUGUUACUGUAUGGAAAAAUGAUUCUUUUAUAGCUGCAUUCCCUUAUUCAACGGUCAAGAUCACCUAUGGCAUUGACUUUCCACAGGCACCUGAAAUUGGCUGUCAAUGGUUCUCUUCAACCUGUCUUGAUAAAGAUUUCUUCUCCAAAGAACUAGCUUCUGCAAGAACCUUUUGCAUUUAUGAGCAGGUUGAACAACUAUGCAAAUCAGGAGUUAUCAAGGGGGGUUCGGCAGAAAACGCCAUUGUUUGUAGUGAAAGUAGAGGCUGGCUGAAUCCACCGCUGCGUUUUAGUGAUGAACCUUGCAGGCACAAGGUUUUAGAUCUUAUAGGUGAUCUCUCUCUUUUGGCGCACGGUGGUAACCAAGGGCUUCCAGUGGCACAUAUUAUUGUUUAUAAGGGCGGACAUGCACUGCAUGCGGAUUUUGCUCGCUGCUUAUCAAGAAUCAACUGAGCCUGGUAUUGAUGGAAAUUUACUAGGCUUGGUGCUCAAGCUGUUGUUGUUGGUAGAAGCCUUUACUCUUUACGAGUCCCUUCUGGUCCAAAGGUCUUCAAGAAUGUGAUUGACUAUUUGCUAAACGUUGUCAAAGCGUAAGCUAAGUGUUAAAAAGUAGGAGCCAUGAGUUACUUGACCCAACUUUUGACAACAUUAUCACUUGGAUGGUAAUUGGUAAGACUCAAAAAGUAUUGUGAUCAAAUCUUUGGCCAAUGGAGUUACACCUGUUCGUUUUACCUAAACUUUUCAAUCAUUAA